Molecule: messenger RNA, 1023 nt
Organism: Sphenostylis stenocarpa
Lineage: Eukaryota; Viridiplantae; Streptophyta; Magnoliopsida; Fabales; Fabaceae
Source: the annotation of a GenBank genome assembly
AUGAUUCUGCAUAACCAACCAAUGGAGGUGCUCCUCGUGCAAAUUCUGAGAGCGGCAUGGCUCGCCGCCACGUUACCCAUCGUAAUCGCUUCCAUUCCCAUUCCCAACCUAAGCUUCCUCCGCCGCACCUUGCUUGCCUUCGCUGGGCGAGGCAAAAUCGUGCAAUCCUCAUCCCAAAAAUUCACGAUUCCUCAGAGGCUGUUUCUGCACUUCUACGCGGUGGCCUUUUUGUGGACGACGUUGCUGCUUGUCGCGACUUGGGCGUACGCCUACAGCAUGGUGCCGCUUGUCGCGGUGCCGUUUUCGUACUCUACUGUCACCAGUUUCUUGACGGGUGGUUCCAACAUAAGAACCGAUUCGUAUAAACUGAGGCAGGGUUAUGUGGCGUGGGAAGCGGUUUUUCUGCUUUUGAUGAUGGAACUUCACGUCUUCCGACGACUCUUUGAAACCAUUCAUGUGUUUGAGUACAGCCCUUUUGCUCGCAUGCAUGUCAUUGGUUAUCUCACUGGACUGUUUUUCUACAUAGCAGCACCACUAUCGCUGUGUGGUGAUUGUGCAGUUGAGGUGUUUAACUUCGUAGCAAAUCUAGUGACCGAGUUCAUUGUCAAGGGCAAGAAUCAGGUGCAAGUAACUGAGUUAGAAAUCUGGCAACUUUUAAAUCCUCUCUUCAGGCUUGGGUGGAAGCAUUGGAUUGGUGCAGCUGUUUUCUUGUGGGGUUGGAUUCAUCAAUACCAGUGCCAUAAGAUUCUUGGUUCUCUACGACAUUCAACACAAGCAGAUGAAUAUGUAAUUCCUCAUGGUGAUUGGUUUGAAAUCGUCUCCUCUCCACAUUAUCUCUCUGAGAUUGUUAUAUACGCUAGUUUUGUGGUCGCUACUGAAGGAUCCAACCUAACAAUCUGGUUACUUUUUGCUUUUGUGGUGGCAAAUCUGUCAUUUGCAGCUGUGGAAACACAUAACUGGUAUCGUCAGAAAUUUGAAGAUUAUCCAAGGAGUCGAUUUGCUAUAAUUCCAUAUAUUCUGUAA